AGAAGAUAUUGCGCAUGCCCUUAUUACAGCUGUUUCAUUAUCAGAAAACGUAAACAAUUUUUUGUUGCAUAGGGCCUAGUAACGUCAGUAGUCUUGGUCGACUUCGGAAAAAUUUCUUCAGUUGGCCAAGUAGUAGCCUACUCAUUUGUCAGCAUCGGUGAUGCAUUGAUCUGUUACAUACAUGUACUGUCGUAUGGUGUAGGUGCAAAAUGUUGGAUUUAGAAGUCGUUCCGGGCCGAUCCCUCGGAAGUGAAAACUGGGAAUUCGUACUCGGAAUGCCAUUUUCGCAGGCAGUCAACAUCCUACGUCGUCAAUGUCGCAUCAUCAAGGACGUGCAGGUUAUCUACUGUGAGUUGGUCCCCCUGGCCAUUGAUCUAGUGCUAAAUCUUGUCCAAGAUGGAAUACGUCUCAUCUUUGAUUCACACAUGCAACGCCUACGUGUCAUUGAGGUAUACAACCUCAGCAAAGUCAAACUGAAGUAUUGUGGAAAGCAUUUCAGUUCACCCUACGUCCAGCCAACCAUUGAACAAGUGGACAGUUCCUUUGGGGCCACCAAGCCAGCCGUGUACGAUGCCCAGCAACAACUCUUCUCCAUCAACUUCCGUGGUCUAUCUUUCCUCUUCCCCAUCGCAGAAGAUGCAAAGUUUGAACCAAGUGUUCAUGGCCUGGGAUCCAUCCCCCUACCCAGUAAGAAUUCUGUCUUGGUCAGUCGUAUCUACAUCUACACCGGAAGCAGCCUCGCUGAAUCAAAGCGGCCGCCAAUUCCUGUGAGUUCCUUCUGCGGAAAUGUCUUCUGUGAGGCAGUAGAGGGAAUCAAUGAAGACGGACUACCAGUUGGUCUGAAAUUCUCUCUGCUGACUGAUGGUCCCGGGGGUGGCAAGUCACCAGAGUCCAAACAUCGUCCAGUCACCAAGAUGCUUCAGUUUGGAGACUCCACCCAGGAUGUAAUCAGUGCCCUUGGAUGUCCCAGCAAGGUCUUCUACAAGUCUGAGGACAAGAUGAGGAUCCAUUCCAAGACAUUCCACAAAGACCAACCCAGAACCUCUGACUAUUUCUUCAACUACUUCACCAUAGGAGUGGAUAUCUUGUUUGAUGCUUCCACUCACUGUGCUAAGAAGUUCAUACUACACAGCAACUACCCUGGGCAUUAUAACUUCAAUAUUAUUUGGUCAUACAGAUACCAACUUCAGUAUUGUAAUAAUAUUAUCCAACGUGAAAUGUUAUGGUUACAGUGGGACUCCAUUAAGAAAUUCCUGGUGAGGUCUUCCCAGAAGCCAGUAGUCUUGAAUCGAGCCUCUUCUAUGAACACGACCAAUCCCUUUGGCUCCACUUUCUGCUAUGGUGUGCAUAACGUCAUAAUUGAGGUCAUGCCAAAUAACCAUAUAGCUUCACUGACCAUCUGUGAGCCUCGCCAACCAAUAGGAACACCCAUAGACUCAUGAUUCCACAUGGAGAACGUGUGUCACUCUUCAAAGGCUUUGAAUUUUAAUUUGUAAUGAAUUGAUAUCUCAGCUGUCCAGACAGCAAGCGAACAUUUCAGUUAAAAAGGUGAUCUUCAAGAUUCCUUUCCAUGUGCGUGAUACCGGGCAAGACAUUUAAUCUCUGCUAAUGUGAAAACAUCCACUCGCCCAAUGUUUCUUGGUGUAUCAUGUACGUUGCAAAAAUACUGGAAAUAUUUUCUCCAGUACAAAUCCAAUUGAACUUAGGAAAUAUGUUCAAAACGUUUUCCGUUUUCAAACAUUCACCACAGGUUGUCUUAAGUGCAAGAUUUGAAGGGGCAUUUAUAAAAUCCAAUUUUUAUGUCAUUCACAAAGUAUUUUGUUGAUGGACAUGUAGGCUUUUUGCACUUGCCUUCGGCACUGGGUACAGACCUGGAUUUUAGUAAUGAUUUAUAAACCCUACGUGCUGUGUAGAAGAUGAUGAGAAGGUAUUUGUACAUAUCAUGGGGCAACUUAAAAGUCUCUGUAGGAUUUAUGCUGUGCUGCUUUUUGUACAAGCAGUGAACAGAAUGAGCAGCAACAUGCAACAUACUUGAAAUGAAGGGGAAGUCAUAUGGCGUAUCUGUCUCCUCAAAGCUACUUUGAGGAAGCCACUCACUAAACUAUAACAGCUGUGGCUUCUUCUUGUAUGCGUAUGUUUCUCUUAGCCACGGUGGGUUGGGAUGGUAAUUUUCAUUUGGCUUGGCCUACCACAGUCGUGACUUCAUCAUUACUGAUGGUGCACUCGUAGCCUACCUCAACUCUCUCUCCCUCAGGCGUGCCCCUUUCCUCGCAACGCCCAUGUGCACAAAGAAAAGCAAAGAAUUUGUAAUAAAUCUGUCAUAUCUAUCAUAUCUUCUUCCUGAUAUCAGCCUGGCAGUUCUAGUAUGCAGAUGUUGACUGCUUUGAAUAGCAUCGUGAAAUCUUGAACAUUCCAUUUUCUUGUGGUCAAAGGAAGAUGGAAUGCUUCAGAGACCAUUAAGGAAAGCUACUUUUUACUAUACCAACAAGUGAAAGUCAUCAGUAUUUGAACAUCUCAUCCUUGAUUUUUUCGCAGUUCAGGAGAUCAAACCAAAAGAGCAAUGCAAACUCACCUGUGUUUCCAUUGGAAAUUUAUUCCCAAAUUCAACAGCACUUUCCCCACCCAACCCUCAAUGAAAUAUUUGUAGCCCAACUUUGUGAUGCGUCAUAAAAAAAUGCUUCAUGCUGAAGCACACUUUCAUUCAGAUUGACCUUUAGUUGCUAAUAAUAAAAUACAUGGGGUUGUUAUGUGUUUAGUAGUUACAUGUAGUCUGUUCUGGGUAAAAAGGGAAAAAGAUGGAUAUGCUAUGCUGUCGGCCAAUCAGGAGACAGAAUAGUGGGUGAGGUUUGAUAAUCGAUGGAUCUACAUGAUUGGUUGAUAGCACUACCAUCUGUCAAUUACAGUGCCAUCAGCCUGUCAGUCACCUUUUUCUAAAAAUAAAAGUUGAACAUUUCCUAUAUUAAUUCUUGAAUCAGCUGAUGCAGGGCAGGAUUGACUGAUAGCGUAGAGCAAUCAACCAGUAUUGCACAUCCAUCAAUUGUACCUAACUUUUCCAUUUAAAUUUGCUACAUUUGGUACAAGUAACCAUAAAGCUUUUGUCCAAUGGCUAAAAUGCUGUGCAUUUGGGCCACUUCUAUAGCAAAUAAUCUACUGUCAUGUGCUUGUGUAUAAUGUAAAAGUGUGGAAGAAUUGGGGAUUUGAAUGAGUCAGUUUUUACCUCUAGACUGAAAAGCAGGGUGUAAAUGCAUGUUUCAGUUACAUGAAGUUAUCAAACUUUAUUGUAAAAACGAUCGCAAAUCUUUAUAAUGAUGCAUCAUUUGUUGCACGUAACUUAUUGGUUAUUAGUUAAUAUAUAAUUUAUUCUUGAAUUACUUUGCCAGUUUGUAAGUGUUAAAUAGAAUCUGAAAUUCACUGAA
Molecule: messenger RNA, 3416 nt
Organism: Acanthaster planci (crown-of-thorns starfish)
Lineage: Eukaryota; Metazoa; Echinodermata; Asteroidea; Valvatida; Acanthasteridae
Gene: c16orf70
Product: chromosome 16 open reading frame 70
Biological process (GO): Golgi to plasma membrane protein transport
Cellular component (GO): dendrite; trans-Golgi network; synaptic vesicle membrane
Source: RefSeq, a predicted model, not a curated record